Messenger RNA from Oncorhynchus masou masou (cherry salmon), 613 nucleotides. RefSeq names its product RNA-splicing ligase RtcB homolog. The transcript has 3 exons. The coding region runs from base 44 to 598 and encodes 184 amino acids. The record is from RefSeq and is a predicted model, not a curated record. Gene Ontology annotation, molecular function: RNA ligase (ATP) activity. Gene Ontology annotation, cellular component: nucleus; tRNA-splicing ligase complex. NCBI's taxonomy places the organism in Eukaryota, Metazoa, Chordata, Actinopteri, Salmoniformes, Salmonidae. Gene Ontology annotation, biological process: RNA processing.
CUGAUACCUUGUCUGUUACAGGGAUCUAGAGGAGGCUCUAGAGAUGGGAGUGGACUGGUCCCUGAGAGAAGGCUAUGCCUGGGCAGAGGAUAAGGAGCACUGUGAGGAGUAUGGCAGGAUGCUGCAGGCCGACCCCAACAAGGUCUCCUCCAAGGCCAAGAAGAGAGGCCUUCCUCAGCUGGGUACUCUGGGGGCAGGGAACCACUACGCUGAGAUCCAGGUGGUGGAUGAGAUCUAUAAUGACUAUGCUGCUAAGAAGAUGGGCAUCGACCACAAGGGCCAGGUGUGUGUGAUGAUCCACAGUGGCAGCAGGGGGCUGGGCCACCAGGUGGCGACAGAUGCCCUGGUUGCCAUGGAGAAGGCGAUGAAGCGAGACAAGAUCCAGGUGAACGAUCGUCAGCUGGCGUGCGCCCGUAUCUUUUCAGAGGAGGGACAAGACUACCUGAAAGGAAUGGCCGCUGCCGGCAACUAUGCCUGGGUCAACCGUUCCUCUAUGACCUUCCUCACACGACAGGUAACUGACCCUAACGGACCGCACCUGAGACAGGUAACUGACCCUAACGGACCGCACCUGAGACGGGUAACUGACCGCACCUGAGACGGGUAACUGACC